Musa acuminata AAA Group (dessert banana) is the source of this 1754-nucleotide messenger RNA. RefSeq names its product very-long-chain aldehyde decarbonylase GL1-9-like. Bases 671 to 1444 code for a protein of 257 amino acids. Gene Ontology annotation, biological process: lipid biosynthetic process. Gene Ontology annotation, molecular function: iron ion binding; oxidoreductase activity. The transcript is spliced from 2 exons. Lineage: Eukaryota; Viridiplantae; Streptophyta; Magnoliopsida; Zingiberales; Musaceae. Gene Ontology annotation, cellular component: endoplasmic reticulum membrane. The record is from RefSeq and is a predicted model, not a curated record.
CGAAAAAGUAAUGGGAGGAGAAGUCAUUCGCCCGUCGACGCCGCCGUCGUCGCGCUUCGACGGAACGGGGGGAGACGGAAGGGGAGGGGCGGCUUCCCUCUUCUGUGGCUUCCGUCGCGCUUACCAGAAGAACAACAAGAAUCCCCCGCCAACAAAAAUCUCGUAAGAAUCGAAUCAGAUCCCCACUCCGUUUCGUCCGUCCUCUCUCUCUCUCUCUCUCUCUCGUCGAUCGCAUCACCGAAAAAAAUAUCUUUUUUCUUCUUCCGGAGUUCUACCGAUCAAACUGGUUCUUUCAUCCGCGAAACUCUAAAACAUCCAACCUAUAAUUCCGAUCCUCGGAUCGUCUCUUUAAUCUUCUUAGGUCGCAGGCGAAGUGCAACCUCGAGUUCUUCCCCAUGGUGCUCGGGCUCUGACAAGAAAUCUCGAUUGUUUUUCUCGCGGCGGUCGUUAUGCCUUAACCGGUUCUCUUUUAAUCCGCAGAAACCCUAGGAGAUCCGACGUUUCCCCGAAUUCUGUGCCAGAAACCCUAGAAGAUCCUACGUUUCCCCGAAUUGGUUCUGGAUCGCAGGCCAAGCUCAACCCGAGUUCUUCCCCUUAGUGCUCGAGUUACCUUUUCCUGGGAUCCCAUGAUCGAAGCAGAACCCUAAUUGGACUUCUGAUUCUUGAGAAGAUGGUGUUUUGGGAAGGGUAUGUGAGCGACGACGUGAUGGGCACGUUCGCCCCUAUCGUCGUUUACUGGCUCUACGCCGGCUUCUACCAGCUCCUGCCGCGGUUGGACCGCUACCGAUUGCACACCGAGAAAGAAGAGGAGCAGAAGAACCUGGUGACGCUGUCGACUGUGGUGAAGGGCGUACUGUUGCAACAGCUCGUCCAAGCAACCGUCGCACAAGUGCUCUUCUUGGUGACUGCCCAGGCAAGCUUGUUGGGGGUGCCUGUUCAACCAUCUAUUCCAGUUCAAAUCUUGCAGGUCUUCAUGGCAAUGUUAGUAAUGGAUACAUGGCAGUAUUUUGUGCACCGAUACAUGCACCACAACAAGUUCCUGUACCGUCAUAUUCACUCCCAGCAUCACCGCCUGGUUGUUCCUUAUGCAGUUGGAGCACUCUACAACCACCCAUUGGAGGGUCUCCUCCUUGACACCUUUGGUGGCGCCAUGUCAUUCCUGAUCACAGGGAUGACACCACGUACUGCUGUGUUCUUUUUCUGCUUUGCUGUAAUCAAGACUAUAGAUGAUCACUGUGGCCUUUGGUUGCCCGGUAAUAUCUUCCACAUGUUCUUUCAGAACAACACAGCCUAUCACGACAUCCACCAUCAGCUACAAGGAUCUAAAUACAACUACUCGCAGCCAUUCUUCUCAGUUUGGGACAGGAUGCUUGGGACGUACAUGCCGUACAGCUUAGUCAUUCGUCGACAAGGUGGGUUAGAAGCAAGACCUUUGAAAGACUAAGAGUUUGAACCAUCAUAUACAUUUCCUUGUCUCAGAGUACUGCUGCAAACAAAACAUUUCACGUACGCGACGCUUUAAAGCUGUUCUAUAUAGCGGGAGAGGAUUUUUCUACUGCAAGAGAUUGGUAGUUCCCUUGUAUUUGUUGUGGUCACAGUUUGAACUGUUUUAAAUCUUUUUUUUAUCAUGUACAGUUUGUGUUGCACAAUUCUUCUGCAGAUCAUGUCUAAUUUUAGUCAAUCUGCCACAGCACUGGGUGUAAGGCUCUGUGACAGUUUUGUGGACAUAUAUGCUGAUUGCAGUUUUCUACUUA